AUGUCUCAACUUGAAACAGAUCUCCUGGAAUCCUUAUCCGCUGAGCUCUCUCAGAAGCUGAAGGAUAACGAAGAUCAAUCCUUGCUGGAGAUAAUACGGCCGAGUUUUGCGUCUCAGUUUGCUCAGGAUGCUCCCGAGUUGGCAAAAUUCCGCGAGGCCAUGGCGCAGAGCGAUUCGAUGGAUGACAUGCAAUUCCUACGCAGCUUCCGAGAAUGCAUUCCCACCACAAACUAUGAAUCUUACAGGCCAUUCAUAGCAAAGUUUUUCGCAACCCCUUGCAAGGAGGAUGACGUCAAGAAUAUGUUCGCCCCAGGACUGCCCUACUUCUUCGCCAUGUCCAGCAUGACAUCUGGUAAAUCAGUAAAGACGUUUCCGAGAUAUCGGCCUCCCCCGCACCUGUUGCAACAUCCUCUAUAUUUGGCGCUUCCCCCGUCAGAUGGAACCACCUUAUCACCAGCUUCUAUGAGAUAUUCGCAAAUCCUAAAAAUAGAUUGCGAGGACGGUCAGUCCAAGGAGAUAACAGUCUGCUCGUUGAGCAUCGGGUUUCUGCGAAUGGCAAUGAACUGGGAUGCCGAGCAUGACAAAGAGAGACUCGACUUAUGGGUGCCAGGGCAAACAGAUCCAUACGCGAUUUCCUUGGUCAAGAGCUAUCGAGCUUUCUUUGUUCUGAAUGCUCUGUUUGCACUGGCAGACCGUCGGGUGACAACCAUCCGCUUCUUCUUUGCCAAUGUAUUCGUCAAUUUUCUGCAAUAUAUAGAGGAUGAGUGGUCUUUGCUUGUCGACUGCAUCGAGAAGGGUAUCAUCCCGGACAUCGAAAACCUUGGCCAUUUGCGAGCACCUUUAGAGAAACUUUUUAAGCCAAACCCUCUUCGUGCUGCCGAACUUCGCGAAAUUGGGCCUCCUGGCAUCCAGGGUUGGGCAGUCCGAGUGUGGCCUGACUUGAAGAGGUUCGUUGGUAUCACCGGAGGUCCUGCUGCUGCCGCCGUUUCCAAGGCAUUCACACACAAGAUUGCUCACGUCCUCGGCCCUUCUAUCCCCACCCAAGCUACUGGUUAUGGCAGCUCAGAGGGUAGCAUGGCCACACCAUACCACAAAGGCAAUCUUAACGCUGACUACAAGCUAAUGUUUGUGGACGUGUUCACCGAGUUUCUGGACGUACGUUCCAACGAGCCAUCGGAGCGUGUAUUGUCUGCUCAUGAACUUGUAACUGGAGGACAUUACGAGCCCGUCUUGACGACUCGCAAUGGCUUGUGGAGAUACCGCAUUGGCGAUGUUGUAGCCGUUAAAGGCUUUGCGCCAGAUGACGGAUUACCUAUUAUCAAUUACCUUCACAGGCGAGAUGGCGGACUUAUGAUGGCAUUCGGAACGACGUGUACCGAGUCGCAAUUGACCAACGCCAUCGUCUCUGCCGCCAAGCGAUCAAUUGGCCAAAUCGUAGAUUUCACCAUUGUCGGCGACGAACGAGACACACCUAUUACUUAUGGGUACUUGAUAGAAAUUGGAGGUGAAAUAGCAAAUGACACGAGAAUGGCGACACAACAUACUUUUGAAGAUCUCAUGGCGGCAAACGAUGAAUAUCGCACUGCUUUCUGGCAAGGCCGAGCAAGAAGGCCAACCAUCCGUCUUGUGGAGAAAGGCACCUUCGCAGAAUAUCGCCAGCAGAAGUGCGACAAGACGAAUGUCUCGAUAUCCCAGGUGAAGGUUCCCAUCGUCCUAUCCGACCUCACGUUUAGGGAAUGGCUCCUGAGCAAAGUUAUAAUUGAGCUGUAA
Messenger RNA from Suillus clintonianus, 1770 nucleotides. Its product is annotated as GH3 auxin-responsive promoter. Lineage: Eukaryota; Fungi; Basidiomycota; Agaricomycetes; Boletales; Suillaceae. The coding region runs from base 1 to 1770 and encodes 589 amino acids. The record is from RefSeq and is a predicted model, not a curated record. Gene Ontology annotation, cellular component: cytoplasm. The transcript is spliced from 7 exons. Gene Ontology annotation, molecular function: acid-amino acid ligase activity.